Messenger RNA from Anopheles funestus (African malaria mosquito), 2342 nucleotides. RefSeq lists its product as uncharacterized. Bases 209 to 2146 code for a protein of 645 amino acids. Lineage: Eukaryota; Metazoa; Arthropoda; Insecta; Diptera; Culicidae. The record is from RefSeq and is a predicted model, not a curated record. The transcript has 5 exons.
ACAUUGCAUUCACCAGUUCGUAUUUUGCAAAGCAGGCCGUGAUUUGUGUAUUUUCUUCACGACCUGCAACCACACCGGCAGGAAUAAUUACAGCAAAGGUUUGAGGAAAGUUUACUUCCAUCGGUGCAUCGCAAACUAGCGCAGACUGCUCGGUGGUGAAAUUAUUGCGGCCCCAACAGUGCAUCGCAAACCAAAAAUUCUAACCAUCAUGCAGGCACAAUUGGCACUGAUCAAGGAAUUUUCCAUACCGGGAGAACUCUCGCUCAGCAUCACGUAUUUGCAACGAGCUUUGCGGGACUGUGUAUUCCAACAUCAGGUUUUGGCUUCUAAAAUCAAUAACUUACCGAUGCACCAGCGCCCUAAAGUCAAACAAUACAUGCUGGAGCUGGAACGGGAAAUGCUAUCGAUCGGACAGGAACAGGAAGGUUUGGUACGGCAGUUAUCCGAACGUGUGAAACGAUUCCAAAUGACCAUUCAAUCGCAGCAUCUGGUUACGAUAUGCGAUGAUGAGCUGUACGGGUACGUUUCGCGGCAGCUUAACAUUCAGCACGAAACGGCCGUUUUCUCGGGCACACCGAAACACAUUUCACCACGCUGGAGCGCAACCGAGCUGGCUCAAAAGUACAGUUUGGAAACGAUCCUCGAAACGGCUUGUGUGAAAACAGAAGAAAUUCAGUUGGAAAAUCACGAAUCUCAAGAUUUCGAUGCGGCCGACGACGAUGAUGAUUGUUGGAAGCCCGUGAUGUCAUCCAACAAACGAACCAAAAAACAAUCAAAACCAGCCUCGAAAACAUACACAAGACCAUUCGCAACAGCAGAUGCAAGCUUUCGUUCCGUUUUAAAGACGAAAUCAUCCCCACCACAGUCAACCGUUGCACCGCAAGAGCGUGCAUUUGCUAGCAUUUCCGGCAAGAAGCCAACCACGCUCGAGAAAGUGAAAACGGAAAGUAAGUUAAACGUUCCGAAGGAACGGGAAUCACGCGAAACGACGGAAAAGUCAUCGGAGGAAGAGCAGCAGGAGCGGAAACCGGUGGUAAAGACGGAAGAUUCCACGAAGGUGGAAACCGUUACGCGAGGUGUAUGGGUACCGGGAUGUCCGGGACGUCCGCCCAAGGCGGCAAACUACAUAUCCGCGGCGAAACUGGCCGCAAUCAGAGCACGGCGUGCAUCGGUCCCAUUAGCGCAACCCAUCGCGCAAAGGCGUGCCUCGAAAAGGAUGGAAAUGUUGGCGGAAAAAGGGAAACCAACGGAACCGAUAGAUGACUCCCCCGGUGAGGAUGAUGAUCAAUUGCCGGAAGUGUUGGAAACGUCGGCUGCCGUUCGGCGCGGGCGUAGUAAUCUUUUGCAAGCGCUCAAAAAACAGAAGCGCGGUCCGGGCCGUCCACCGAACUCAGAGAGCAUGGCCGCGCAACAACGUGCAUCGAAACGUGGUCCCGUCCCGGGGGUUAGUAAACUCGUCAAGCACUCGUCGUAUGCUUCAUCGGGUUCGUCACCGAAUUCCCGAUCGUCUACACCCACGUGGGGAACGCGUCAACAUUCGGAAGAUUCGUGCGAUCGCCGUUCGUCCUCUACCGAGUAUCCUUCACUGAACGAUCCUGGCGAAACGCCCGGAUUUACGGCGACCAGCAUCUACGACAUGGGACAGGUUUCGUUUCUACGCUACCACGAACUGCACACACCGGAAGAGGCGCAAGCAUUAAAGGAGCGAAAACGGGAACGAAAGCGUCGCAGCUGUUACAGCACGGAGCGCAAAGACUUUCAUUACGGCAAGUUGGAUUAUUACGAGCAGCAGCAACAGUACCAGGCUGUGCGUGCUUCCAAACGGACAAAUCAGCGUCCGGUUCUAUACUCACCACCAGUAGCCGCCGUGAAGAAGCGAAAGCAAUCAACGCUGCCCAGCUGUAAUGCGGCCACAACUUCGAUCGUACGGCACCGACCACAGCCAGCGAACAUUUUCGCCGCCAUGGAUAAAAGAAGUUGCUUCGUAUGCUUCAAAAGUGGUACAACCGAUGAGUUGGGCGCUUGUAUGAACUGUUGCAACAUUUACCAUCUCAGCUGCCACACGAUCGACGAACAGUCCGAUGCGUAUCGUCAGCGGGAUGAUCUGUGCCCGGUUUGUCUCGUCUCGGACGACGGUAACAAAUAGUGGCAGUGAUAGUGGAUACCGUUCCUACUUAUUUCUUACUCUUUAUGAUCUGCAUUAAAAAUAGCUAUUUUAUUUGUCGUUUAACAAUUUAACAUUACGGUUAAAUUACGCACGCGAUCUGUAUAUGCGAACGAUAUGCAGAGUAUGUAUAUUGUGUUUAUUAAUGUAAAUUUUUCUUGCUACAGAAAAACUGAAA